This is a messenger RNA of Durusdinium trenchii, 2628 nucleotides long. NCBI's taxonomy places the organism in Eukaryota, Dinophyceae, Suessiales, Symbiodiniaceae. The record is from the annotation of a GenBank genome assembly.
AUGGCAGCUGCGGCUAUCAGCCUUGAUGACUUCAAAUCCUUGACAGCACGGCAGCUCCGCCAAGAAUGCACGUCCAGAGGAGUAAGCCUGACAGGCUGCUUUGACAAAGAUGCCAUGCUACAGAGGUUGCAGAAGGCCUUGUCGCAAGCUGGCGGUCGGCUUCCGGAGCGACGGCCGCAGGCCACAAUCAAGCACACAGACAGUUCUCUAAAUCCGCCUGUGGAGAACGUUGUCUCCGUGUCGAGUGCUGCAGAUGACCCGCGGUUGUACACUAGCGACGAUACUGCCAGAAAAGCUGCAGAGGCUGCCGUUCCAAGCACGAUUAUGGUGGAGGAGAAUGUUGCCCCGCGACAGAGUGCUGCAAAUGAUAGACCAUUAGAUGCCAAUGCCAAAGAAGCUGCAGAGGAAUCUGUGCAAGCUGCCGUUCCAAGCAAGAUUGUGGAGGAGGAGAAGGAGGAGAAGGUUGUCUCGCAGCCGAGUGUUGACACGAACGCGAAUAUCGAGGAAUCUGAGGUAUGUGGCAAGGGGGUUGGCAAGGAAGAUUUGAUCAAGGACUGGAUUGGUGAGAAGAGUUCUCUCAAGAACCUGCCAAAGUGGCGAGUUUACAGUGACAAGAUUGAGGCCGCAGCCACUCAGGGUUUAGCCAUCAACUUCUCCAAGCUCUCGGAUCGGUCAGCACUCGAGGUCAUACCCAUGAGGGCAUUGAUGAAAGAGUGUAAGCUGUUGGGUAUUGAUGUGUCAGGCCUCUACGCAAAAUGCGAGGUGAUCAAGAAGAUGGUGUCUGAGAUGAACCGAAUUGUGGUCGCUGGUAAGGAGGCAUCCUUUUUUGUUGCCCACAGUCCCCGGACUGUGGAUGAAGGCGGAAAAAAGCCUCCCAUUGACGUCCAGGCCGAGUUCUUUUUGCCUGAACCUUUGGGUCCUCCUGUUGCUUUGUCACCCUUCACCGAGCUCGGUGAGCCUCCGUCUCCCAAAAGCGAUCCUGAUCCUUAUCAUUGGCUCUUCGGGGAGCGCGUCGUAGAGGAGGCCAGCGAGCAAGCCAAGGGUUCAGACACGGAAAAUGAAGUUGAAGAAAUUAUCCUCGAGGCAAGCCCAAAAGCAGCUCCAAAGGAGCCAAGGGAGAUGUCUCAGCCUAGGGUAUCCACUUCAGCUUCAGAGGGCAUUGGUGCCGUUGGGACGGCCCAACGGCGUGCCUCCAUUUCUGAGCUGUUCCGGCUGCCACUUCCCGAGCUUCAAAUAAGGUGUGAAGCAGAGGGUAUUACAGUUGCUGCUGGGGAUGCCAAAGGGCUCCUGAUUUCAAAGUUAAAGCAAGCAAUGACUAGAUCUGUGGCACCAGCCACAGCCAAAGAAAGCAACGACUGGACGAAGGCAGCCAAGCUCGAGCCGCCAGUUGCUGCGCCAGAAGCUCCUGACAAGGUUGAGCCCUUGGAAGGACCUCAAGUCUUCCACAUGGCCUCGGAUGACGAGAGCCUCUCCGCAGAACAUUCCGAUGCGGACUUUUUCCCCGACUUUCCUGCGCCGCCUCCCGCGGAAGAGGCCGGACACAUCGCUGAAACAGGACCGACUUCGGGUGACGCAGCUCACGUGUCGCCUGGAGCCGGGGAAUCGAAGUCAGCCAGUGAGAGUAUGGACCAAGCCCAGGCCAGUUCGGAAGCAGAGGCAUUUGAAAGGACAGGCUCUUCCUCUUCCAUUGAAACUGACGCAGUGCCAGUGGCGCCAGCAGAAAAGACACAAGCACAAGGUGCUGAAUCACAAUCCAAGCAAGCGCCAGAUGCUGCUGAACCACAGCAAGCAGCUGCUCAACCAUCAUCGGCAGCAACUGAAACCACAACGACCAGCACAACAGCUGAUCAAGCUUUGGAUGAUGCAGAUGCUAAGGAUCUAGACGAGGGUGACAUGUCCAGCGAGCGUGACGGAGGAAUGUUUGACUUCGAUGAUCUGGACGAAGCCGAGGUGGGUUCCCAGCUGCCCACCUCGGGCGGUCUGCCGAUGCCCUCGCCGGACGAGCCUGCCGGGCCGGUGGAGAAGUCCCCCGGACUCGCCGAGCCGGUGAGUCAGAGCCAGUCAGUGGCUCCGAACGAGAACCAGAGCCGCAGUGACAAAGAUCCAGAUGCAUCUUCAGAGGGCUCUAAGAAUCCUUUGCUGAAGUUUACCACCAAGGAGCUCCUGGAACUCGCAAGGUCUCGUGGGGUGGAUGUCCGUGGUUGUGUGGAGAAGAGCGAUAUCGUGGACCGACUCACCCGAGCUCCACGGGUACCUCCAUCUCCGGCACAGCAAAGCCGUCCGGCACAGCAAGGCGUUCCUCCCAAGCCACCCAUGGCCAAGCCACCGACGCGGACAUCCAGCUUUCAGGCCAGCAAGCCACCUCCAAGUGCCCCUGCGCCAAAGCCUGCAGCAAAACGACCGGCGAAGGUUGCCCGUCGACCCCCUGCAAACGUGAUGCCAGAUCCUGGCAAUCAAUCGGCUCCACCCCUACGCCAUCCUGGCGAGAUUCCGGAUGGCUGGAGUGCCAGGGUUCAAACUUGGUUCGGAAGGUACCCGGGCUUUUCGGCCAUGCUGCCACCAGAAGCCGAGAUGUGGACGGACCAGGAGCUUGAUGUCUACUUUGGCAGCAAUGGGGACAUCUGGUGA